This is a messenger RNA of Varroa destructor (honeybee mite), 5086 nucleotides long. RefSeq names its product H(+)/Cl(-) exchange transporter 4-like. Gene Ontology annotation, molecular function: voltage-gated chloride channel activity. The record is from RefSeq and is a predicted model, not a curated record. Lineage: Eukaryota; Metazoa; Arthropoda; Arachnida; Mesostigmata; Varroidae. Gene Ontology annotation, cellular component: synaptic vesicle; plasma membrane; Golgi apparatus. Gene Ontology annotation, biological process: transmembrane transport; chloride transport.
CGCCUAAGCAGUCAUCGACGUACGGAUACGCAGAUAGAUUCAGACGGCCCGAAAACGUCAAUAGUACGACGACUACUUCGCUCACGAAGAAGAACAACGGGGAGCAGCCACUAGUGAUUACAAUUGUAUAUGGUGUGAGUUUAUAUAUGUGGCGCCAUUCGCCGCCAGAUGCUCCGUGGCUGUCAUCCCAUUGACACGGCGCUCUUUCCCGCUGAACACGGACUGCUUCUGCGCUGUCCACAGAAAAAUUCCCGGUUGAAGGGAAAGUCAGAAACGGGCUGACACCGAAUCGCGAGUCGCAUAGGACCCAGUGGUUGAACGGAGCCGGGGACCCCAUCACGCUGAUCACUUGUCUGGGCACCGUUCCGAGUAAUGUAAUAGAGGUCAACUGAAACUGCUUAAUCGAAAUGUACCUCUAGAAGCAAACUAGCCUGAUAAAAUUAGAGGAUGAAUUCUCCGAAGUCAAGCUGUUACGUUGAUUCGAGAAGAUAUCUGAGCACGAGGUGUGGACAGAGUUCCAAGAUAGCUCUUUACUUCCAGUAGGACUAUAUGUCAUAUGUGCAUACUGUAUAAACACUGGCAUAACGACUGAUAUUUCCUUUGGAAAUCAAAAAUAAAUGUUUGCCUAUUUGUGUUGUCUAGUAGAGCAGCUAACGUGUACAUUUUGAUUAUACGUUGCUCUCGUAGUCAGGAAACGACAAGAUAGUCGACAAACAGUGGCCAAUCACAACGGCGAAGCUAAGGAGAUAUGUUCUCAUAAGGUGUAUAGCGUAACGUACACUUGCGAUAAGAACGAACUCUCAUUGCUCGCUAAUCUUGAUGUUCAGCCUUGAUAAGUAAAUUUCAUUAGAUCAUCUUUGAGUUUCAACAAAAAUGGUACGUGAUAGCAACGACAGAGACGCCAACGGCCCACUUCGCUGCGAUAUUGCUCAGGCGAAAAAUUUCAUAUGUGCCUAUAGCAAGUGACAAGAUCAACGGUAACGUGUGUUGGGCGACGUGAUGUUGAAGUUCGUGCUAAAGUGUUGAAGUGUGAUACGUGUAUGUGUUAGUAAUCGACCUGAGUGAUUGAUUCCGCAGUGCCAAAGGAAAGAAGUACGAAUACUUCGACGAAAAUCUUAAGCGUAUUCAUGUGUUCAACAUUCAGUAACAAAUCAAAUCCAGUCCGCAUCGUUUGGACAAUAGCCAUAGUUUUGGAAUUGUAGGUGUGAUAUAGGUACAAAACGUACGCAACAGAUAGCUUUUCACAAUGAUGGACGAAAUGAUGCGUCGAAAUGGGCCUGGCGGAAAUCAGGUGGGCUCAAUGAACUCCGUUGGAGGAAGCGAUUUUGGCCGCAAUGAAGGCGAGCGCCUAAAUGAAACAUUUGGCGGCAGUCUCUCACUGGUAGGACAAAACGGUUCGGUUGAUCUAGAGGAUUCGGCCCAAGUGGGGCCUGACACGCUGGGCGCCCUCGGGGUGGCUAGCUCUUGUCAUUAUGAGGACUUCCACACAAUUGAUUGGCAACGAGAUCUCGCGGCAGAUCGCCAGCGACAUAGGGUCCUGUCAAAAAAACGUAACUCAGCAUGUGGCAUGUUAUGGUCAGUAUUUGAUGCCUGCUCCGGUUGGUUAUGUGUACUGAUAGUUGGCCUCCUUGCUGGAUUGAUCGCCGGCGUAAUCGAUAUUGGCGCAGCAUGGAUGAAGGAUCUCCGCGAAGGUAUUUGUCCACAGGCAUUUUGGUUAAAUAAAGAACAGUGCUGUUGGGCGUCAAACGAAACUUCAUUUGAAGGAGAACAAUGCGCACAAUGGCGCACUUGGCCGUCAGCAAUCUUUACUUAUAUUGAUGUGGAGGGCGGAUGGCAUUACUUUUUGGCCUGGGUCAUUUACGUGUUCUGGUCACUUACGCUGGCGGGCCUCGCGGCACAGCUGGUGAAAACAUUUGCGCCGUAUGCCUGUGGUUCGGGUAUACCCGAAAUUAAGACGAUACUUUCAGGAUUCGUGAUUCGAGGUUAUCUCGGGAAGUGGACCCUACUUGUAAAAUCGGUUGGUCUUGUAUUAGCUGUUGGUGCGGGACUUUCGUUGGGAAAAGAAGGUCCUCUCGUACACGUGGCCUGCUGUAUAGGCAACAUCCUCGCAUACGCGUUUCCGAAGUAUGGGCGUAAUGAAGCCAAGAAACGCGAAAUUCUCUCGGCAGCAGCCGCUGCUGGAGUUUCAGUGGCUUUUGGAGCGCCAAUCGGCGGUGUGCUAUUCUCACUGGAAGAGGUGUCAUACUACUUCCCAUUGAAAACCUUAUGGAGAUCGUUCUUCUGCGCACUUGUCGCGGCCUCGGUACUUCGCAGCAUUAAUCCGUUCGGAAACGACCAUCUUGUCAUGUUUUCCGUCAAGCAUGAUUUUCCCUGGUCGUCUUGGGAGCUAUUUCCGUUCCUUGUUCUUGGUAUUACAGGUGGAGUUAUCGGAACUGUAUUUACGAGAUUGAAUUUACGAUGGUGUCGAUUCCGCAAGGAGUCUCGACUUGGACACUAUCCGAUUACAGAAGUGCUGACUCUGACAGCCGUUACAGCUGUUCUUUCAUAUCCGAACCCGUAUACGCGGAUGAACACCUCAGAUUUAAUUAAGUUGCUAUUCGUUGACUGUGGCAUCGGAGAUGUAACACCUCUGUGCGACUAUAAACGAAACUUCACGGAUGCGACGGCUCGGAUCGAUAUAGCGGAGGCAGGUCUCGGGGUCUACGAAGCUCUAUGGCAGCUUUCGCUUGGCUUCAUCUUUAAACUUGUGAUAACAGUAUUCACGUUUGGCGUCAAAGUUCCAGCCGGUAUAUUUAUUCCGUCAUUAGCUCUCGGAGCAAUCACUGGCCGGACUAUGGGCGUUGUCUUGGAGCAGAUCGCGUGGCGUCAUCGCACUUCUGAGUUUUUCUCAGCGGCCUGUGCUAGCGGCGAGGGUUGUAUCCCACCGGGCCUUUAUGCGAUGGUCGGAGCGGCCGCAUGUUUAGGCGGAGUUACGAGGAUGACCGUUUCUCUCGUCGUAAUCAUGUUUGAGCUGACAGGAUCCGUAAAAUAUAUUCUUCCAUUAAUGACGGCAAUCAUGGCAGCGAAGUGGGUGGCGGAUGCGCUAAAUAAGGAAGGUAUUUACGACGCACAUAUUGGCCUAAACGAUUAUCCGUUUCUUGACCUAAAAGAAGAGUUUACUCAUACGAGCCUCGCCGGUGAGGUGAUGCGACCACGGGCCGGAGAUGGACCUCUCCGCACUCUUCCCCAAGAAGGUUUUACGGUUGAUGAAUUGGAGGCAUUCCUUCGAGGAAAUACGAACAAUGGAUUUCCGGUUGUUGUUUCACAAGAUAAUCCAGCUCUGGUGGGAUUUGUUAAACGGAAAGACCUAGCUUACUCACUUUCAUUAUUGACCCCGGCAGAUGGCGUUAUCAACAAAAGCCCAGUGAUCUUUUCGGCGCAGGUUCCAUCACCUUGGAAUGGGCCAACUCCGCUCAAGCUUAGACGGCUCGUGGACCUGGCUCCGGUUACAGUGACCGAAAUGACUCCAAUGGAGACUGUGGUAGACAUGUUUCGCAAACUGGGACUUCGGCAUGUCCUAGUAACAAACCGAGGGGCUCUAUUGGGUAUCAUUACAAAAAAGGACGUGUUACGUCACGUCAAUUGUUUGCAGGGCCGUGCACUCACGGAGGAUUCACACGUCACCCACGCGACCGCCGAAGCUUAGACAUGAGAAAGAUGCAUUCGGAUAGUUUUGAUUCGAAUCUACCUCAGUUUCAUGAUAGGGCACUGUACUGUAGCUUUUUUUCAUUUUUGCGAAUUAAUUAGGAGGUAUCCUUUAUAGCGACGGCGAUAAAACAGCAGCAAUUGCAGACCAUGAGUUCCCUGUAACUUCGCCUCAACCUUUGUCUGUCUGUCUGUCUGACCUUGUAACCGGUAAAAGGGAGAAUUUUUAGGGGAAUUUAAAACGGUUAUAUAGCGCUUCUCUGUCAGGUGUGUUGAUUUAUACAAAGCGUUUGCAACAAAGAAGACUUCUGAAGUUUGAGCAGACGUAACUUUGGACAAUUUCAAUGACGCGGUUCACGAGAUGGGAGAUGGCGUAUGACGAAUCGACGGUGACAGAGACGGUGUUCACAUUAUAAAAUGGCAUAUAUAGAUACACAGAGCUAACAAAAUGACAACCUAUAUUGAGAAAUAUUUUUGUAGGAUGAUCUCCUCAUAACGAUUUAACUCAUUUAAUUACGGUUUUGCAAUUUGCUAGUUAGACUUGCCCAUGUAGUUAGUUCUAAUACUUUCUUUUGUGUUUCUGGCAAUGCCACAUCUCGGCGACUCUGCCACUCCUGCUUAUGUUUUAUUAUUGUCGCCAUUGAUUCUCAUAAAGAAAACAACCGAAGAUGCUACUGCAAACAUGCUAUUUAGCAUUUCGGAAAAAUACGGUACAAAAUGCGCUUUAAGUUUUAUCGCAUUGUCUAGCCUAAUGCUCGUUUUCAUUAGUUUACCGCAGAAUGAGGCUCUUGUUAGAAUAUUUACCGUCUUUACGUUAAAGCCUCUAGAUUUAAUGUUGUAAUUGUUAGAAUGAACUCAGUGUUCUACGUUAACACUUUAAUGGCUCGUAAUGUCACUCAGGGGUUUCCAUUCUUAAUAAUAAGUACAUCUUGUAAAGCUAGUCUGUGUUAGUUCAAGCCAAGAAAAGCCGGCGCUAGACUUUUAGGUCAGCGUCAUUUUAUUUCUAUCAACUGAAGUUCUCAAAGGCCAGCGCUAAUCUCUAUAUGUACCUUCUCUUUUCCGGCAAAAAUUAACCGGUUUCGACAAGAUUAGCUUCUGCUUCGUGUACUGUACUCGCAAAUAAUCUGAUACGACGUUGCAUAUUGCUAAAGUGCGCAUUUUUUAUUCGCAUUCUUUUAUUGAAUGUAUCAUUUAAAACGUACAGCGCGUUUGGUCUAGCAAUAUUCAUUUGGUAGAACGUAAAAUCAGCCAUACAGUUAAACAAAAUAAUCAUAACAAGGUGUGAUAUACGAUGUAAAAGCACAUGACGGAGUUUUUAAGUAAAAAUUCCAUCCAUUACAGCAGAGGUAACGAUAGUAAGAAAUAUGUUCGAGAUACAUUGAAGGAAUCACUCACCCCCGUA